AUGUCGAUUGUAUCACUUUUAGGAAUCGAAGUCUUAAACAACCCAGCCAAAUUCAACGAACCUUAUGAGUUUGAAAUCACAUUCGAAUGUUUAGAACCUUUGAAAGAUGAUUUGGAAUGGAAAUUGACAUAUGUUGGUUCAUCCCAUUCAUUAGACCAUGAUCAAGAAUUAGAUUCUAUCUUGGUAGGACCCGUCCCAGUUGGAAUUAACAAAUUCAUAUUCCAAGCCGACCCACCAAGUCCAGAAUUGAUUCCAGCUAGUGAAUUAGUCAGUGUGACUGUUAUAUUGUUAAGUUGUUCUUAUGCUGAUAGAGAAUUCGUUAGAGUUGGUUAUUACGUUAAUAAUGAAUAUGAUUCUGAAGAAUUAAGAGAAAAUCCUCCAGCAAAAGUUCAAGUUGACCAUGUGGUUAGAAACAUCUUAGCUGAAAAACCAAGAGUAACGAGGUUCAACAUCGUCUGGGAUAACGAAGGAGCUACUGACGAAUAUCCACCAGAGCAACAAGUUGAUGAAGAUGAUGACGAUGAUGAUGAAGAGGAAGAAGAAGAGGAAGAGGAAGAAGAGGAGGAAGAAGAAGCUGAAGAAGAGGAAGACACUGCCACCUUAAAUGAUAAAGAAGACGGAGAAGGUGAAGAUAUCGAAGAAGAUAUUGAAGAAGAUAUUGAAGAAGAUUUAGAAAUAGAGAAAACACCAAUCGAUACUCAAUAA
This is a messenger RNA of Yamadazyma jaroonii, 705 nucleotides long. The record is from the annotation of a GenBank genome assembly. Lineage: Eukaryota; Fungi; Ascomycota; Pichiomycetes; Serinales; Debaryomycetaceae.